Molecule: messenger RNA, 726 nt
Organism: Saitoella complicata NRRL Y-17804
Lineage: Eukaryota; Fungi; Ascomycota; Saitoellomycetes; Saitoellales; Saitoellaceae
Product: isopentenyl-diphosphate delta-isomerase
Exons: 1
Coding region: 1-726 (241 amino acids)
Biological process (GO): isoprenoid biosynthetic process; isopentenyl diphosphate biosynthetic process
Cellular component (GO): cytoplasm
Molecular function (GO): isopentenyl-diphosphate delta-isomerase activity
Source: RefSeq, a predicted model, not a curated record
AUGGCCCUCUCCAACGCCUCUGCCUCAAUCUCUCUGGACUCUGACACCUACGACCCAGAACAAGUAAAGCUCAUGGAAGAAGUCUGCAUCGUCAUCGACGAAAACGACAAACCCCUCGGCUCCGCCUCGAAAAAGACCUGUCACUUGAUGGAAAACAUCAACAACAACCUCCUCCACCGCGCAUUCUCGGUGUUUUUGUUCGAUGAGGAGAAUAGGCUGUUGUUGCAGCAGCGCGCGGAUGAGAAGAUCACGUUUCCGGGGAUGUGGACGAAUACGUGUUGUUCGCACCCUCUCUCUAUCCCCAGCGAGACUGGAUCGGAUCUCCCAUCGGCAGUAUUGGGCGUCAAACGCGCUGCGAUCAGGAAGUUGGACCAGGAGCUCGGUAUUCCUGCCUCCCAAGUCCCCAUCGACAAAUUCACCUACCUCACCCGCAUCCACUACGUCGCCCCCUCCGACGGCCUCUGGGGCGAACACGAAAUCGAUUACAUCCUCUUCAUCCGCGUACCCGUUACCCACGCCGCCAACCCCAACGAGAUCAAGGACGUGAAAUACGUCUCCAGAGAAGAGAUGCAGAGCAUGUUUGUGGACCCGGCGUACGAAGGGAAGUUCACGCCGUGGUUCAAGUUGAUUUGUGAGACGUUUUUGUUCAAGUGGUGGAAGGAGUUGGAGGAGAAGGAUGAUUUGGCGGCGGUUAAGGAUGAGGAGAAUAUUCAUAAGCUUGCAUAG